This is a messenger RNA of Pecten maximus, 2509 nucleotides long. RefSeq names its product hemocytin-like. The record is from RefSeq and is a predicted model, not a curated record. Bases 104 to 2107 code for a protein of 667 amino acids. NCBI's taxonomy places the organism in Eukaryota, Metazoa, Mollusca, Bivalvia, Pectinida, Pectinidae. The transcript is spliced from 10 exons.
CCGUUGUGUAAAUGACUCUAUCAAGUUCCGGUGUGAAAUGUUUAAAAAUGUCGGGCUAAUUUAGAUAACGGGGAGACUACAACUGAUGUAAGAUUAGAGUAGGAUGGCGGUCAUGGAUGUACGGACGGUGUGUGUACUUUUCGCCUGCUUUUACGGAACAAUUUCGGCUCAAUGUACGGAUAAGCUUGUGUUUGACAGUGGAACUACGCCAAAAACUGGUGUGAAGGUCACGACGUCAUCUGAAUACGGCGCGACCGACCCAAACCACGUGUAUGGUCCUUCACGUGUAUUUAUAAAUGCAAAACAAGAAAGGGACACAUCAGGCCACGUGCUGCUCGGGGGCUGGUCUGCGGGAACGCUUGACACUAAACAAUAUGUUCAGGUCGAAUUUUCCAGUCCUAAGGACAUCAGUGCUGUUUCCACUCAAGGGCGUAAUGGAUGUUGUAAACAGUGGGUAACGAAGUACAAAGUCCAGUACAGUGACGAUUGUCAGACAUGGCAGACACUUCCACAGGAUUUGGCAGGAAACGUGGACGAAUCUUCAGUUGUGACGCAAACGUUACCCGCUCCUAUCACCGCCAAGUGUGUCCGCAUCAAUCCCACAGCUUGGAACCAUCAUAUCUCAAUGAGGAUGGAGCUGAUUGGCUGUGACGUCACCACAACCACUACAUCACCCCCAACAACGACAACACAAACCACCACCGUCGCCGUUACAACGCAACCAACCACAGUACCCGUUACAACACAGCCAACCACAGUACCCGUUACAACACAGCCAACCACAGUACCCGUUACAACACAGCCAACUACUGUUAAGCCAGCUGCCACAAUCACCUCUAACCAAAUUACAACUGCCAAAGGACUUUCAACUACGGCGGCACAGUCGGCUACGUCCAUGGCUAUAUCGCCACAAAAAGCAUCUGGUUCCUGCUCAGAUCACAUAGUGUUUGAUCCAACGACGAAGCAGGCAAUGAAUGGGGUCGUCAUUUCAUCCUCCUCGGAGUUCGCUGCCAAUAACCCUUCCAAAGUAUACAGUGCAACACAAGGCUUACUGAACACUGUAGAAAGCAAGGACGCGGCUGGUAAUACGUUGAUUGGAGGUUGGGCCGCAGGUAUCUUGGAUACCAGUCAAUAUAUACAGGUGGAGUUUCCGAACCCUAAGACAAUCAGUGCUGUAUCUACACAAGGCCGACAUGGAUGUUGUCAACAAUGGGUGUCUACCUAUAAACUACAGUACAGCGCAGACUGUACCACCUGGACCACGAUGCCACAGACAUUUACCGGAAACACAGACGAGGACACAGUGGUGACCAACAACCUAACUUCGCAGGUCACAGCAAAAUGUAUCCGAGUUAACCCGGCCACGUGGCACCACCAUAUUGCGAUGAGGAUGGAUAUCAUUGGUUGUGAUGCUACACAAACAUUAAUGGCGUCACCAACAACAACAGUUAUGGCUGCGACGUCAUCGCAGUCUUCUCAGACAACCAUGGCAACGGCCAUGACAACAGUCUUACCGGCCAAAUCAAACACCUCCUGCGGUGAUAGCCUGCUGACGUCACCAUACGGCGCCACAUUUACAAUGUCGUCAUCCUCGGAGAAGGAGAUAGCCGACCCUAUGCAGGUUUACUCGCCUGAAAGAGGUGUGCUCAACCAAAAGGAACUGCUCGAUGUGAACGGCAAUCUCCAGAUGGGUGCGUGGUCUCCGGAUACCAACGAUGUCAAUCAAUAUUUACAGGUAAACUUCUCAACCCCUGUGGUUAUCCGUGACGUCACUACCCAGGGCCGUAAUGGUUGCUGUCAGGACUGGGUCACACAGUACAAGCUGCAGUACAGCACUGACUGUGUCACGUGGUUACCAGUAGGAACCGGGACUGGCACGACCUACACGGGAAACACCGACCAGGAUACUCCGGUAACAAACUCGCUUGGCUGUGUUAUUACUGCUAAGUGUAUGCGACUAAUUCCUCUCGCCUGGAACAGCAAUAUUGCCGUCAGACUGGAUUUCACCGGAUGUAAAAUCCGACAGACCCCGGCAGGGGGCACCACCACCGCGCCUGUUCCGGCGACGCAGUCCGUACCACAGGCGGCCAUCACAGCUCAAGGCUAGUGAACUUGACGUAGUGAUAUAGGAUCCCACAGUGCUUGUGUAUGUGAUGACGUCACUUCCUGUGCUUUUAUCAUUCCUUCUGUUUAUCUUGUGUUUGUUUGUUUUCCCAUUUGUUUGCAAACCUUUCCUAAAACCUGUAGUUUUCUACCCAGCUUGUAUCAAAAUAUCUAUAUUGUUUCUAUUAUGGGAUGGUUUGAUUCGUCGUCCUCAGGUAUAACCAGGGCUUAUUGUAAAGAUAUUAAUAGUAUUUAUAUAUAGAGUUUUUUUUCCGUAAGCAUAACUAAUUUGCACGUGCCUGUUUGUAACACAAAGUGAUGUUAAUGUUGAAUAUUCAAAUCAAUGUCAAUGGUUUAAUUCAAAUAUUGCUGCAAUAAACAAUAACAGUACCCUGCUUUGGUAGCA